AUGGGGCGACCGGCCUUGCUGUUGCUCGUGAUGUGUGCUGCCGGCUCCCAGGGGCUCUACUUCCACAUCGGCGAGACAGAGAAGCGUUGCUUCAUAGAGGAAAUCCCCGACGAGACCAUGGUCAUCGGCAACUAUCGAACCCAGAUGUGGGACAAGCAGAAGGAGGUUUUCCUUCCCUCGACCCCUGGCUGGGGCAUGCAUGUGGAGGUGAAGGACCCCGACGGUAAGGUGGUACUGUCCGGACAGUAUGGCUCCGAGGGCCGUUUCACGUUCACCUCCCACACCCCCGGUGAACAUCAGAUUUGUCUGCACUCCAAUUCCACUAGAAUGGCCCUCUUCACCGGUGGCAAACUGCGUGUGCACCUAGACAUCCAGGUCGGGGAGCAUGCCAACAACUACCCUGAGACUGCAGCUAAGGAUAAGCUGACGGAACUGCAGCUCGGUGCUCGCCAGUUGCUUGAUCAAGUGGAACAGAUCCAGAAGGAGCAGGAUUACCAGAGGUAUCGUGAAGAACGCUUCCGUCUGACCAGUGAGAGUACCAACCAGAGGGUCCUGUGGUGGUCCAUCGCUCAGACAGUCAUCCUUAUCCUUACUGGCAUUUGGCAGAUGCGUCAUCUCAAGAGCUUCUUUGAGGCCAAGAAGCUGGUGUAGUGUCCUCUCUGUAUGACCCUUUUUACUUUAGUUCUUUGGUACUUUCUCCAACCAAUCCCUUAACCACCUGGAUUUUGAGGGGGGAAAAAAAUGCAAAAGAAUAUGACAUGUUGGUAGCAUGGCAACAAACCAUUCUGAUCAGUAACUUGUUUAACCUUGAUUCUCAUGGACACAGGACAUUGGUCCAAGAUUUCAAAUUCUAUUUUAGGGCUUAUAAGGAAUUGAAACUAAUAUAAG
Marmota flaviventris (yellow-bellied marmot) is the source of this 888-nucleotide messenger RNA. The record is from RefSeq and is a predicted model, not a curated record. Lineage: Eukaryota; Metazoa; Chordata; Mammalia; Rodentia; Sciuridae.